Nelumbo nucifera (sacred lotus) is the source of this 1143-nucleotide messenger RNA. Its product is annotated as axial regulator YABBY 5-like. The record is from RefSeq and is a predicted model, not a curated record. Gene Ontology annotation, biological process: multicellular organism development; cell fate commitment. Gene Ontology annotation, cellular component: nucleus. NCBI's taxonomy places the organism in Eukaryota, Viridiplantae, Streptophyta, Magnoliopsida, Proteales, Nelumbonaceae.
AUAAAUAUGGUUUUCCCUCUAGACCUCCACAGCUCAGAUCAUUGGUGUUCCCGCUUUGGAUCCUAUCUCUCUAUCUUUUUCUUUUCUCUUUUAACUCUCACCCACUUUUUUAUUUUUAUUUUUCCUUCAUUCCCUCUGCCUUUCUCUAGUCUAUUUAUAUAUCAAUUUAACAGUUGAAAUCGAUCGUUCGGGCUUCAAAACCAGGAGGAGCUAACAGAAAAAGCUCUUUCUCCUACUAUUGCUGGCUGAAAGAGGCAUCAUCAUCAUUAUCGUCUUCUUUUCCUUUAAUUUCUCUUCUUCUGUUUCACUACUUCCUUCUUCUUGUGUUCGGGAGCUAAGAAUUCCGUCCCAAGAGAUAUGUCUAUGUCGACCUGCAUCAAUCUUCAGUCUGAGCAAGUCUGCUACAUCCCUUGCAACUUUUGCAACAUCAUUCUAGCGAGUCCUUUGAUGAGAAGAGAAGAUAUGGAGGUGAGCGUUCCAUGCAGCAGCUUGUUCGACAUCGUGACCGUUCGAUGCGGUCAUUGCACUAACCUUUGGUCAGUGAACAUGGCAGCGGCGCUGCAGUCGCUGUCGUGGCAAGAUCUCCAGACACCAAGUUUCACUUCUCCGGACUACAGGAUUGACCUGGGAUCCUCUUCAAAAUGCAACAAGGUUGCGAUGAGACCACCACCACCUGCCAAUAGCGAGCAAAGGAUUGUAAAUCGCCCAGAAAAGAGGCAGCGAGUACCAUCCGCAUAUAAUCAGUUCAUAAAAGAAGAGAUUCAGAGGAUCAAGGCUAAUAAUCCAGAAAUCAGCCACAGGGAAGCAUUCAGCACUGCAGCAAAAAAUUGGGCACAUUUCCCUCAUAUUCAUUUUGGGUUGAUGUUGGAGAACAAAAACCAAGCUAAACUGGAUGAGGGAUCAGAUAGGCAUCUAAUGACAAAGGCAGCAGCGAUAUUGAACAAAUGAUAGAUUGUUCACAAUUUCCCUUUUCUAGCCAUAACCAAGUGUUAUAAGUAAAUGGAGCCUUGAUUCUGCCAAGUAUCUUAUAUGUUGUAUAAGGAGAUUAAAACUUAAUCUUCCUUGUUUGUGUGUUUUAAGUUGAUUAAGACAUAAUAUUUGUUUAUGUUGAAGUAAACUAGUUCGUUUUAAUUUCCCCAUCAA